AGGAAGCAGCUGAAGCUUAUGAAUGAAAGCGCCGAAAUCCUCUCUGACGGACUUAUUGAGCUUUCUGGUGAUGAGAACUAUUCCAGCUAAACCCAGCCCCAACAAAACCAAUAGGUUGGCAUACCCAUUACGGCUUUUCCCCCAACCCAUUCUCAGACAUCUCAUCUCCAACUCACCAUAACACUAUUUCCCUUCAACUCAUUCAUUCUCUUCAGAUUAUACAAGCGAUAGUUCUUCUCCAUUAUCACUUUCAUGUCAGUUAGACGUGCUUGAGGUGGCAAGUCCUUUUUAGCAGGCUCCUCCUCACCUAUAUCUUUCUUCGGUGUGGACUUUGGACCCAACUGUCAAAGCUAGCAUAUACUUUAUUAGAGGUUAGAGACCAAAAAUGGUCAAAUCAACAUAUGAAAGAUUUUCAAAGGAUUUUGUAAUGGGAGGAGUAGCAGCAAUCAUAUCAAGGAGUGCAGCGGCACCAAUUGAGAGAGUGAAGCUUUUAUUGCAAAACCAAGGUGAAAUGAUUAAAAGAGGACAACUCAAAAAACCAUACUUGGGUGUGUCUGAUGGCUUUAAGAGGGUCUUCAUGGAAGAGGGUUUGAUUGCCUUUUGGAGAGGUCACCAGGCCAAUCUUAUUCGAUAUUUCCCCACACAGGCUUUCAAUUUUGCAUUCAAAGGUUACUUCAAAAGCAUUUUUGGGUAUUCCAAAGAGAGAGACGGGUACAUUAAGUGGUUUGCUGGGAAUGUGGCUUCAGGCAGUGCUGCAGGAGCGACUACUUCACUACUUCUGUAUCAUUUAGAUUAUGCACGUACUAGAUUGGGCACCGAUGCAAUAGAGUGCCGUGUUACCGGUCAACGCCAGUUUAAAGGACUAAUUGAUGUAUACCGGAAGACCUUAUCAAGUGAUGGAAUUGCUGGCUUGUACAGGGGAUUUGGGAUUUCAAUAUGGGGAAUCACCUUGUAUCGAGGGAUGUACUUUGGGAUCUAUGACACCAUGAAGCCUAUUGUUUUGGUUGGGCCUUUUGAGGGGAAGUUUCUCGCUAGUUUCUUCUUAGGUUGGAGCAUCACAACUUUUUCAGCGGUUUGUGCAUACCCUUUUGACACAUUGCGCCGGCGAAUGAUGCUUACCUCUGGACAUCCAAACAAGUACUGUACUGCAAUACAUGCAUUUCAAGAGAUUGUUCGACAGGAGGGUUUCCGAGCUCUAUUUCGAGGAUUUACCGCAAAUAUGCUUCUAGGCAUGGCAGGAGCUGGAGUGCUUGCUGGAUACGAUCAGCUGAACCGUAUCUCAUCUAGACACAGUCACUAUAAUGAGACUAACCAAAGAGUUCUGAAAUGAAUGCCCGAGUAGGAAAGAAAUGCCUAACCUAAAAAAGGCAUAUUCAUCAUUUAGAAUGAAUAUUAUUAUGCCUGUUCAUUUCAAAAGUCUGGUCUGAAGGACCAUAACACAAUAAACGAACUUUUGGACAUGAUAGCGGAAGCUAUUUGUUCUGGUUCAAUAAAUAAUCACAUUUAACGUGUCCAAAAGAAUGGUGUUUCUUUUAAAGAGAGUUUUGCAUUUUCGGACUUUAAAAGUCAUAUUUAUCAUUUGGAAUGAAUACUACGGCUGUUCUUUUAAAAUUUUUUGUCUCAAGGACUAUAACACAAUAAACAAACUUUUGGACAUGAUGGCCAAAGGCAUUUGUUCGAUAAACCAAACUAUAGUUCUAUCUUUGAACAUGGUAAACCUAAUUUUUAGGUCCUUAAAUUAAAUUCUCCCCUUUUUUAGUGGUGAUUUUUAGAAUUGGAAUACUCUACUGCAUUAUUGUAAAUUUAACUCCCCAUCUUUUUAAAAAAAUUCUUUGCAUGGGGCGAGGGCUAUUGGAAACGUUUCAAGACUGCAAAGCACUGCCGUUUCUAUGAUUGCUGUAUAUAUGAAGUUUACGAUGUAUAGUUUACAUCCCCGGCUUCAAUUAUAUUAACAUGAUUGCACAGAUAUUAUCUAUGGAAUUUGCCUAGAAGAUGCAUAACUUAUUAGAA
Molecule: messenger RNA, 2010 nt
Organism: Glycine soja
Lineage: Eukaryota; Viridiplantae; Streptophyta; Magnoliopsida; Fabales; Fabaceae
Product: ADP,ATP carrier protein ER-ANT1-like
Exons: 6
Coding region: 386-1330 (314 amino acids)
Biological process (GO): mitochondrial ADP transmembrane transport; mitochondrial ATP transmembrane transport
Cellular component (GO): mitochondrial inner membrane
Molecular function (GO): ATP:ADP antiporter activity
Source: RefSeq, a predicted model, not a curated record